UAAACACUUUUGUUCUGCGAAUUCAUUUGACAAAAACACUUGAAAGUUAUACUUUGGGAACGUGUUACGGUCUUGAGAGGCCACUAAAGAGAGCGAAUUCCUAAGUUAGUGAACGGAUGUUUGCGUAUACAGUCAUUAGCAACUGGCAGCUGUCUGGUUUGCGAAUUUGUGGUAGAUAUAUAUGUACAUUUUAACGAAGAAGUAAUUAUAAAAUCGAGCUGACGAGCUGCGAAACACGAGAGUCUGUUUUGUCUAACAAGCACUGCAAGAAUUCAUCAUACGUUAUCCCUGAAACAUAUAACGAUUUGAGUUCGCCGUGUGUGAACGGUGAUUCAACCGAAAGCUGAUUUCAAGCCUAAAAACUUUGGCCGACAAUAUGUCACAAAAGUUGAACGAAGUUGAAAAGGAAUGGCUGUUCAGUUUUGCUUGUUCUCCUGAAUGUCACAUACAAAACGUCAAAGAUCUAUUAAAGAAGAAUCCCAAUCUUGCAACGAUGAAGACAGCGCUUCAUUGGGCCGCAAGGAACGGCAGCAUCGCCCAGGUGGACUUCUUGUUAGCGAAUGGAGUGGACCCGGAAAUUCAAACUAAUGGGGGUUACACGGCUCUUCAUUUGGCUACCAUGUUUAAUCACAAUGAUGUUGUGUUGCUGCUCCUCGAUGAUUACAGAGCUUGUGUCGAUGCCAGGGAUAACAGUGGCAAGCGACCAAAGGAUUAUCUCAAACGAAACGCGAUGCCCUCAGUUAAAAAUAAACUACAAGGACUCGAUUCAUGUCCACGAGAAAGCAGUGAAAAACCGAUGACAAACAUCAGCAACAUGUUUUUACAAAUGUGUUCGGUGAAUUCACUCAAAGAGGAUGUCUGUACUGAAGAAAGAAAUGUUUUUAUGUCGCCAUUUUUUCUACCUAAUCCUGAAAUAAAGACGAUUAAGUUGAAGAGUCCCACAACACGUCGUUCACGAGUAAACACAACAUUUCGAAAAGUUCGACCGAAGUUGAAGAAAACGACAAAAGUUGCCGUGGAUGACGAAGAAAACCUUGAGGCAAAAAAGAGGAUAGGGUCACCUGUUCCCAUGAGGAAUAACUUCCUGGAUUUCUCAGGGGUUCCACGACAGGAAAGAGCGAGAUCUGAGCCAGAUGUUGGCAGACUUCUAGAGCAAAUGCAAACAAGCAUGGACGAAAGAUGACACAUUAAACUUGAGUAAACGGAUGAUCGUUUAGUCAAAGAAAGAUCGUUCAUUUAGUCCUCUGUCAAAGAAAGAUCGUUCAUAUAGUCCUCUGUCGAAGAAAGAUCGUUUCUCACACACAGAAUGACCCUGAAAUGAAUUUUAUGAUUUGAUGGGAUAACGAAAAAUGUUGGUUAGAUUUCCACACAAAAACGUGAAUCAAUCUUAAAAAUAACAAUGAAAUGAAAAAGAAAAGAAAAAUCCUUGGUGUGGCAAUUAUACAGCCAUGAGCUAGGAAGUACAAUUACAUGGACUGAGAGUAUGAAAAUUUAUACGGCCAUUGACAUUCUAAAUUCAAAAUAUUCACACUAUGGACUUACAUGCAGUUGUUAUAUUAUAAUCUUCAAAAAUCAUUCUAAACUAAUUGUUCUAACGAAUUGCGUAUUGAUCUAAAAGUUACGAAUUGAAAGAUUCUUUAGU
This is a messenger RNA of Dendronephthya gigantea, 1642 nucleotides long. Its product is annotated as ankyrin repeat, SAM and basic leucine zipper domain-containing protein 1-like. The transcript is spliced from 11 exons. NCBI's taxonomy places the organism in Eukaryota, Metazoa, Cnidaria, Anthozoa, Malacalcyonacea, Nephtheidae. Gene Ontology annotation, molecular function: protein binding. Bases 377 to 1183 code for a protein of 268 amino acids. The record is from RefSeq and is a predicted model, not a curated record.